CAGCAUUCUCCCAGAAGACAAGCGCCGUGCUGCUAGUCACAUCUCAUUAACUCCGAGGUCUGCUUAUAUAUCGGCGUCAUUAAGUGCAUGUUCUUCUUUCUAAGUUCUUGAACAGCUCGUUUAAAGAUGUUGGCGUGCACCGAAAUGAUCACGAUGUGUCUUCAGUCGGCGAAGCGCGAGCAUCUCCGCUCUAAGCAGCAGCAGCAUCAGCAUCAGAUGCAGGAUGCGGUUCACGGACUGUCCAUCUUUCACGAUAUUUUCCGUCGAGCUGACAAAAACGAUGACGGGAAGCUGUCCUUCGAGGAGUUCAAAGCGUACUUUGCAGAUGGGAUACUGACGACCGACGAGCUGCGCGAGCUCUUCUACUCCAUCGAUGGACGGCAAACAAAUAACCUCGAUACAGACAAACUAUCAGAUUACUUUUCCCAGCAUCUUGGAGAAUACCUGGACGUUCUGUCAGCGUUAGAGAAACUCAAUGUCGCCGUCCUAAAGGCCAUGGACAAGACGAAGGAGGAGUACCAGGGCUCGUCGGUUCUGGGGCAGUUUGUGACCCGUUUCAUGUUGAGGGAGACGUCCAGUCAGCUGCUGUCGCUCCAGAUGUCUCUGCAGUGUGCAAUGGAGGCUGUGGAGGUGCAGAGCAGCACCACUCCGGUUGAAGUUAAAGUCCCGGAGCAUCUGGUCAUACAGAAGAACAACAGAAGAUGUGGCCGUCGAGUGCAGAAGAACAUGUGUCUGUCCCCGACUGAUCCGUACUCGGGCAUUCUCACUACCGGUAACACACACACACACACACACACACACUCACACUCGCUGCUCGAUAUCUCCAGUAAUCUGUCUCAUGUGUCCAUCCAGAAGCUUCCUGAGAAGAGCUGCUACAUCAUCUAUGAGUUCUGGCAGGACCGUAUUUCCUGGAUGAGUUAUUUGCAGUCUGACGCCAGUAAGAUGUUCCAGCGCUGCAUCAUAGACAUGCAGGAGGAUCCAGAGAUCAUCUCCACGAUGCUCAUGCCAGCAUCCUGGUGGAUCAUGACAAACAACUAACAGCAGCAAGAAAACACCCUUCACCGCCCACCGCUGAACCCCGAUCUGAAACAUCACCCCAGUGUGUCUUUGAAUUAAUAACUAGACCUAAAAAAUCAGAUGAAUCAUCUGUACGUGUGACACACACACCGUUUUUGUGUUGCAUAUUAUUGAUAACAUCUGUCUGAUAGUCCACUGAAAACAAAACAUGUUACACAGGGUUGUGCAUCAUUCAGAACUGAAUUCAGAUGCUUUUACAAACAAGUUCUAUUUCCUAAAUUUGAAUCGAAUUUGCAAACAGGAAGCAAAAAUGUUUGAAUUCAGAGAAAAUGUAAAGAAAUUCAUAUAAAUGCUGUAAAAGUAU
This is a messenger RNA of Sinocyclocheilus grahami, 1381 nucleotides long. RefSeq names its product N-terminal EF-hand calcium binding protein 3 (gene necab3). Bases 127 to 1038 code for a protein of 303 amino acids. Gene Ontology annotation, biological process: regulation of amyloid precursor protein biosynthetic process. The record is from RefSeq and is a predicted model, not a curated record. Gene Ontology annotation, cellular component: cytoplasm; endoplasmic reticulum; Golgi cis cisterna. The transcript is spliced from 11 exons. Gene Ontology annotation, molecular function: calcium ion binding. Lineage: Eukaryota; Metazoa; Chordata; Actinopteri; Cypriniformes; Cyprinidae.